Molecule: messenger RNA, 1868 nt
Organism: Capra hircus (goat)
Lineage: Eukaryota; Metazoa; Chordata; Mammalia; Artiodactyla; Bovidae
Gene: GLOD4
Product: glyoxalase domain containing 4
Exons: 9
Coding region: 16-987 (323 amino acids)
Source: RefSeq, a predicted model, not a curated record
UAAUUGCUCAGCAGCAUGUGGGAUCUUUCUGCAUCAGGGAUCAAAACUGUAUCUCCUGCACUGCAGGCGGAUUCCUUACCACUGAGCCACCAGGGGAGCCCACUAUCAAGGCAUGCUCUCUUACCUCAUCUUCUAGCCUGGGAAAGAUCUCCAGCUCAUCAUCUUCUGUUCAUCUUAAAUAUUCUUCGGCAUGAGGAAUUUGAGGACGGCUGCAAAGCUGCCUGUAACGGGCCUUAUGAUGGGAAGUGGAGUAAAACAAUGGUGGGGUAUGGACCCGAGGGUGAUCACUUUGUCACAGAACUGACUUACAAUUACGGCAUCGGCAGCUACCAGCUUGGCAAUGACUUCCUGGGUAUCACAGUGGCUUCCAGGCAAGCUGUCAGCAACGCUAGGAAGCUGAAGUGGCCGCUCAGUGAAAUGGGAGACGGUGUGUUUGAAACCAAAGCCCCUGGAGGAUAUAAGUUCUAUUUGCAGGACUGCAGUCCACCUCAGUCAGAUCCUGUAUUAAAAGUAACUCUAGCAGUAUCUGAUCUUCAGAAGUCCUUGAACUACUGGUCUAAUCUACUGGGAAUGAAAAUUUAUGAAAAAGAUGAGAAGGAACAGAGAGCUUUGCUAGGCUAUGCUGAUAACCAGUGUAAGCUGGAGCUGCAGGCCAUCCCGGGGAAAGUUGAUCACGCAACAGGUUUUGGACGCAUUGCCUUUUCUUGCCCCCAAAAAGAGUUGUCAGACAUAGAAGACUUGAUGAAAAGGGAGAACCAGAAGAUUCUGACUCCGUUGGUGAGUCUGGACACUCCAGGGAAGGCGACUGUGCAAGUGAUUAUUUUGGCUGACCCUGAUGGACAUGAAAUUUGCUUUGUGGGGGAUGAAGCAUUUCGAGAACUCUCAAAGGUGGAUCCAGAGGGAAACAAAUUAUUGGACGACGCAAUUGCAGGAGAUAAAAGUGAUGAAUGGUUUGCUGCACAAAAGAAACCAAAGGCGACAGGUUAAUCGAAGACAUCGCAUGCAGCAAGCCUUGGUGGUUCUUGCCCAACACCUGUGAGGCCUGACUUGUGCAUUACAUGAUGCAUGCUCUCACGACUUAGGGGUUUCCUGAACAGGCAGAGAGGCUGGGGUGGUGACUAUGCAUGUAUUUUAAUCUUUAAAAGCUCUGAUAUAUUUUAGAAAAUCCUAUCAUCAGUUCAUUUAAAGAACUCUUGGCUGUCAUCUGUGCUGUCAGUGCAAGGGUACAUUCUGUAUGUAACUGUUAGAUGAGUAAUAAAUUCUUCUCCAGGCUGGGACAGCUGUAUGGAACAUGACCUUUGAUUGAGGGUUGAGGGAAUUUUGAUAAGCAUGUAGGUUUAAUGAGAACAACUAAAUCCAAAUAAAUCCAAAUCAGUUACUUAUAGCAGGAGUCCUUCCAGGACCUGGCCUUGACAUAUUAAAACUUUUAAAGAAAUUUCGUGCCUUGACCCAAAGAUUUAGUUAGCAUUCCGGUAUUCCUUGCUUUAAAUUUUUUAGUCAGAAAAAAACAGAAGGAUGUAAUGUGUAAUGUUGCUACACGCCUGGCUCUGUGUUAGUUUCUCUCUUUCUCUCUCUCUCUCUCUAUAUGUGUAUUUUUUGGCUUUUAAUCCUCUUAAGAGACCAUGUUAGAUUUCUGAGAGAUGGAUUGAUUAGAUGAUUUCUUCAGUAUGAAAAACUAUUAAAAUAUUUUGUUGUUAUUUUCUUUCUGAUUCUGCAGAACAAAUCACUUUUUAUCACUGGAAACAAGUUGUGCAUGUUUAUUAUGAAAUGUUUUUUGGAAAUUAUGCUUCUGAAAUCAAGCUAUUACAACCAAUUUGAAAGAAUCAGUAUUUAAAGGUGGUGGUCAGUUUCACACUUUAGGGAAGAAA